Sparassis crispa is the source of this 1479-nucleotide messenger RNA. Its product is annotated as putative AC9 transposase. Gene Ontology annotation, molecular function: protein dimerization activity. The transcript is spliced from 7 exons. Bases 1 to 1479 code for a protein of 492 amino acids. Lineage: Eukaryota; Fungi; Basidiomycota; Agaricomycetes; Polyporales; Sparassidaceae. The record is from RefSeq and is a predicted model, not a curated record.
AUGCUCAUGAGUUAUGGGAUCGAGCAAAAGAUCUUGGCUUACAAUGGUGACAAUGCGACGUCGAAUGACACCCAGACUGCGGAGCUGUCCAUCCUCCCUAACUCCUUCCACGAAGUCAAUCGGGCACGUUGUUUCAACCACACCUUACAGUUGUCAGCAAAGUCUCUCCUGCGUCCCUUCAACUCUGCCAUCAGCUCAGCAUCCGAGGAGGCAGCUGACCUCUACGUGGAUAUGCCUGCACUGGCGGAAGACUCCGAUGAUGAAGAUGACGAUGACAACAACAAUGAUGAUAACGAGGCCGCAGGAUAUGACGACCUUGAUGGGGAUGAUCUCAGAGAAGAUGUCGAUGAGCUGGCCGCAUUGGAUGAGGGUGCGAGGGAGGAAUUAUUGAGCAAGACGGCGGAAGUGCGCUCAACUCUCACUAAGGUUCGACGUCUUUCAUUUGUGAUCAUCCAUUCCACCACGAUUGCACUCCCUGCAUGGCACGAUGCGUGCCGAAGCACCAAGAUGCCUGUUCGCAUGAUUCCACGUGAUGUUACCACGCGUUGGAAUUCCACUUACGACAUGGUGAGUUUUGCCCUCAAGUACCGACAGCCAAUCGACAACAUCAUGGGCAACAAGGUCCUUAAGCUGCCUCAAUAUGAGCUUGACGUGGAUGAUUGGAAGAUAACUGAGGACCUUUGCAUCCACUGUUGCAGAAGUACAAGACAGCCACACUUUUUUUUGCAAGAGAGUGUUAGCACUAUUGCUAAUGUCAUCCCGACAAUGGACAGCAUUAACGACAUGCUGAGUGGCCGUACGGUACAGAACUAUCACCCUGCGAUUCAGUCUGCCAUGCAGCUUGCACGUGCUACAAUGAAUCGGUACUAUUCAAAAACUGAUCUGUCAUCUGUCUAUCGGAUCACAAUGGUGCUUCAUCCUGGGUUGAAACUCGAGUAUUUCAAGAAGCGCGAGUGGGAUCCUACCUGGAUUGACGCUGCCGAGAACCUUACACGUGAGGAGUACAUCGGCACAUAUGAAGAUGCUAUUGUGCCCAUACCCAUUCCUGCAGUGCAUGCGGGUGUGUCUGCUGAUGCUGAUGUCUCCGAUAAUGACGAGUUCGCUGAAUUCAGGAAUAUCUCGUUAUCUGGCUUAGUCACUGUGCGUAACGAGAUUGAUGACUACCUCGCGGCGCCCCUGGAGAAUGUGCAGGACCCCUUGAAGUGGUGGUAUGAUAACCGUCAAGCUUACCCAAAGCUCUCGCGCAUGGGUCUAGACUAUCUCAGCAUCCCCGUGACGUCAACUGCUGUUGAGCGCACGUUCUCGCAAGGUCGCCAGCUUCUCCAUUUCACACGCAACCGCAUGAUGCCAUCGACGAUCCGUGCAUCACUCUGUCUCGGCUCGUGGGGGCAUAGCAACCUUCUCUGCAUGGAGGAUCUCAUCGCCGCAGUUGCCCCCAAGAAGGUAAGCAUAUUGAGAAUGACGACAGAGAGGCAAUAG